GCGUGAUUAACUCGAAGGCCUGAGAGUGAAUGAUAAAAAAUGGCUGAUGUAAAAACACUUGAAUACUCAACUUUGAAGGUUCCGUACGAGGUUUUGAAUAAAAAGUUCAGAACUGCGCAAAAAAUUAUCGAUCGUGAGGUCUCUCAUGUCUUGACUGCUAAUUCAGAUCUGUCAAACAUUGUUAAGAAAGAGUCAGUCAAAGUCUCUGAUGUCACUGGUAUUCUUGAUCGGGUCAUUGAAGAGUUACAGGUCUUGAAGCGAAAGGCUGAGGAAUGUGUCUCUGCUGAAGAGAAGUGCACCAACCAUCUUCACACCCGCCUGGAUCAUCUCAAAGAGCACACAGAUGAGGGAAAGGGUUCCAUGCUUUUAUGGAAAAAGAAACGCCUCGAUAGAAUGCUUGUUGAUCAUCUGCUAAGAGCUGGAUAUUAUGAGAGCGCUGGGAGAUUGGCAAGAGAUGCACAAAUUGAGGAACUGGUAGAUGUUGAUUUGUUUGUGACAGCAAAUAAAGUAGAAAAAGCACUGGAGGAUCAUAAUGCAACACCAUGCUUGACAUGGUGCCAUGAACACAAAUCAAGGCUAAGAAAGUUGAAGAGUACACUAGAGUUCAAUGUGAGAACACAAGAAUUUAUUGAAUUUAUCCGAGCAAAUGAGAGACAAGAGGCAGUUAGGUAUGCUCGUAAACAUUUCGGCAGUGUUGAUGUUACACCUCCCGAGGAGCUACGGAAGAUUAUGGCGCUGUUGGCCUUUCGACCAGAAACAGUUUGUGAUAAAUACAAGGAUUUUUUCGACAUAAACAGAUGGAAUGAGCUUGCGAAGCAAUUUAAGAGAGAUAACUUUGCUUUGCAUCAUUUGAGCUCUGAGUCAACAUUAUCAGUGACAUUACAGACUGGUUUGUCUGCUCUUAAAACACCACAUUGUGGUAUAGAUGGUCACACAAGUACUGAGUGCCCUGUAUGUUCAAAACAACUAUUUGAGUUAGCAAGCACUCUACCAUAUUCACACUGUGCUCAGUCAAGAUUGGUCUGUCCAAUCUCUGGUGAAGUAAUGAAUGAAAAUAACCCCCCUAUGGUUUUACCAAAUGGAUAUGUUUAUGGGGAAAAUUCUCUUCUUGCUAUGGCAAAGAACAACAAUGACAUUGUGACCUGCGUAAAAACUAAGGAACAAUUUAAAAUGGAAGAAGCUGAAAAGGUGUUUGUCAUGUAAAGAUCAAUGUCAGAGUGAAUACAACACUUUUUGGAGGAUUACUGUUGGAAAAGAAAGAAUGUUGUGACUCUUAAUAUUCAACAUAUUUUCAUCUUACAAGGCAUGACAAAGUAAUGCAUCAUCUCAGAUAGUUCCUCAGAACUCAUAGUUGCAUGCAAAGAUUUAAAAAAAAUUACAUUGUAUAUAUCUAAAGAAACUGGAUAGUAGCACUAUAGAUCAUACAGUGUUUCUUUCCUUUGCUCUCAAAUUGCCUGUAACCUGGAUUAAAAAU
Messenger RNA from Dendronephthya gigantea, 1474 nucleotides. Its product is annotated as E3 ubiquitin-protein transferase MAEA-like. The transcript has 9 exons. NCBI's taxonomy places the organism in Eukaryota, Metazoa, Cnidaria, Anthozoa, Malacalcyonacea, Nephtheidae. The record is from RefSeq and is a predicted model, not a curated record. Gene Ontology annotation, biological process: proteasome-mediated ubiquitin-dependent protein catabolic process. Gene Ontology annotation, molecular function: protein binding; ubiquitin protein ligase activity. The coding region runs from base 40 to 1203 and encodes 387 amino acids. Gene Ontology annotation, cellular component: cytoplasm; nucleus; GID complex.